This is a messenger RNA of Ochlerotatus camptorhynchus, 1512 nucleotides long. It is a transcript of the gene PheRS-m, whose product is annotated as Phenylalanyl-tRNA synthetase, mitochondrial. The transcript has 3 exons. Gene Ontology annotation, molecular function: ATP binding; tRNA binding; phenylalanine-tRNA ligase activity. The coding region runs from base 89 to 1426 and encodes 445 amino acids. Gene Ontology annotation, biological process: phenylalanyl-tRNA aminoacylation. Gene Ontology annotation, cellular component: mitochondrion; cytoplasm. NCBI's taxonomy places the organism in Eukaryota, Metazoa, Arthropoda, Insecta, Diptera, Culicidae. The record is from RefSeq and is a predicted model, not a curated record.
UAUUUUGAUUCGCGUGUUAUGAAACUGCUGAGUAAAAUCUGUGCGAGUUAUUUUCCUAAAAGUUGAUUGUUUUCAAUAGUCUCCAGGAAUGUUCUUCAUAAGAAAACUACCGGUGCGUCCAGCACUGCUAUUUCAAAAUGUAAAACCAAGAUUUUUGAGUAGCCAGGCCAAUAUAAGCGAAAAAACUAUUGACCUGUACCGGCAGAAGUACGAACGAGAUUCAUGGACCAACAUCACACCGAAGAUUAUUUCCCACCUAGAUCGGAAUCUGCAUCUCAAACACAAUCAUCCGCUGUCGAUUAUCCGUAAGCGGAUUGUUAAAUAUUUCUACGGUGCUUACUUGAACCCGCGAGGAAACCCUUUAUUCAGUGUUUAUGAUAAUCUCAGCCCAGUGGUUUCUACCGAGCAGAAUUUUGAUAAUUUGCUGAUUCCAAAGGAUCAUCCCAGCCGAGCAAAAAGUGAUUGCUAUUAUAUUAAUAAAGACUAUCUUCUGCGAGCACACACAACUGCCCAUCAGGUCGAGCUAAUUCAGGCUGGUUUGGACAACUUUCUUGUGGUAGGAGACGUCUAUCGGCGUGAUGAAAUUGAUGCCACCCAUUAUCCGGUUUUCCAUCAGAUGGAUGCCGUUAGAAUCAUUCACCAGGAUAAGCUUUUUGAACGGACUCCCGAGCUGAAAGUCUUCGAAACAUCCUACAAAACUCACCUGAGCAAAGACGUAAGCACUAUUUCCGACUGCAUUGACCAGCAAAAGCAACCCUGUCAUACGCUGGAAGCGGUAAAAGUCUGCGAACAUGAGAUGAAACGUAUACUGGUGGGAAUGGUGAAAGAUUUGUUCGGAGACAACAUCGAAUACCGAUGGGUUGAGACCACCUUCCCGUUCACACAACCAUCGUGGGAGUUGGAAAUCUUCUUCAAUGGAAAAUGGUUGGAAAUUCUCGGUUGUGGAAUUACGAAAAACGAUAUCCUGGACCGAGCAGGUGUCGAUAACUCGAUUGCUUUUGCUUUCGGGGUUGGCUUAGAACGAUUGGCUAUGGUUCUGUUCGAUAUACCGGACAUAAGGCUGUUUUGGUGUACGGACAGCGGAUUCUUGAAUCAGUUCAAAGACGACAAAAUUGUCAAGUACAAACCGAUUUCAAUGCAUCCGCAGUGUGCAAAUGAUAUAUCUUUUUGGCUGCCACAAGAAUUGAGCUUGGACACUUUUUCAGCCAAUGAUUUCUACGAUUUGGUGCGUACAGUCGGUGGCGACAUGGUGGAGCAGGUAACUUUAAUCGACAAGUUCAAACACCCGAAAACAGGUAAGUCUAGUCUUUGUUUCCGGAUAGUCUACCGACACAUGGAAAAAACGCUAACGCAAGCCGAAGUCAAUGUAGUUCAUGCCAAAAUCGGCUCAGAGUUGAUCAAAGAAUUCAAUGUAGUUAUUCGAUAAAUAAGCAACCCUGUGUUGCAUAAUUUUCAUUGUAAUUAUUUCUACUAAGGAAGAGUUGGAAAACAUUACAUUAGCUGAAACUUAAA